This is a messenger RNA of Spea bombifrons (plains spadefoot toad), 3378 nucleotides long. RefSeq names its product ATPase phospholipid transporting 9A (putative) (gene ATP9A). The transcript is spliced from 28 exons. The record is from RefSeq and is a predicted model, not a curated record. Gene Ontology annotation, cellular component: trans-Golgi network; plasma membrane; endosome. Gene Ontology annotation, biological process: phospholipid translocation; retrograde vesicle-mediated transport, Golgi to endoplasmic reticulum; endocytosis. NCBI's taxonomy places the organism in Eukaryota, Metazoa, Chordata, Amphibia, Anura, Pelobatidae. Gene Ontology annotation, molecular function: magnesium ion binding; ATPase-coupled intramembrane lipid carrier activity; ATP hydrolysis activity. Bases 91 to 3228 code for a protein of 1045 amino acids.
AGAUCCAGAGGGUUGGAGGGAGACUCCACCUUCCUCCUGCAGUCCUAACAUUCCCAUUUCCCAGCAACACCCAUAGCCUCAGCAGCCAGCAUGACGGAUAAUAUCCCCCUGCAACCUGUCAGGCAGAAAAAGAGAAUGGACAGCAAACAGAAAAGGGGGUGCUGUGAAUGUUUGGGGUGCUGUGGCCGUGGAGAACUGAAACCUCGGACAGUUUGGCUCGGACACCCAGAAAAAAGGGAGCAGAGGUAUCCUCGAAAUGUCAUCAACAAUCAGAAGUACAACUUCUUCACAUUUCUCCCGGGGAUCCUUUUCAAUCAGUUCAAAUACUUUUUCAAUCUCUACUUCCUGCUCCUGGCAUGUUCGCAGUUUGUGCCGGAGAUGCGUCUCGGCCCUCUGUAUACCUUCUGGGUUCCCUUGGGGUUUGUCUUGGCCGUCACCAUUAUUCGCGAGGCGGUGGAAGAAUUCCGAUGUUUCUUACGUGAUAAGGAAGUCAACUCGCAGAUCUACAGCAAACUCACAACCAGAGGUACUGUGAAAGUCAGAAGUUCCAGCAUUCAAGUUGGAGACUUAAUUAUUGUGGAAAAGAAUCAAAGGAUACCGGCUGACAUGAUAUUUCUCAGGACAUCCGAGAAAAAUGGGUCCUGCUUCUUGCGUACGGAUCAGCUGGAUGGUGAGACAGACUGGAAGUUACGUUUGCCCGUGGCCUGUACGCAAAGGCUACCCACGGCAGCUGACUUGCUUCAAAUCCGAUCUUACGUAUAUGCAGAAGAACCGAAUAUUGACAUUCAUAAUUUUGCUGGAACCUUCACAAGAGAGGACAGUGACCCCCCAAUUAACGAGAGUUUAAGCAUUGAAAAUACCUUAUGGGCCAGUACGGUCAUAGCUUCAGGAACCGUCAUUGGUGUCGUUUUAUACACUGGACGAGAACAACGCAGCGUAAUGAAUACUUCAAAUCCCAGAAGUAAGAUUGGACUCUUUGAUCUGGAAGUGAACUGCCUGACGAAGAUUCUGUUCAGUGCUCUGGUGGUGGUAUCGCUGGUCAUGGUGGCUCUCCAGCAUUUUGCAGGCCGUUGGUACCUUCAGAUCAUCCGGUUCCUCCUCCUGUUUUCCAACAUUAUUCCUAUUAGCUUGCGUGUCAAUCUGGACAUGGGGAAGAUCGUCUACAGCUGGAUGAUUCGCAGAGAUCCCAAGAUUCCCGGGACGGUAGUGAGAUCCAGCACGAUUCCCGAGCAGCUGGGAAGGAUCUCGUACUUACUCACCGAUAAAACCGGGACCCUGACUCAGAAUGAAAUGGUCUUCAAACGCCUCCACCUGGGCACGGUGGCCUAUGGUAUGGACUCAAUGGAUGAAGUGCAGAGCCAUAUAUUCAGCAUAUAUACCCAGCCCUCCCAGGAUCCUCCUUCACAAAAAGGUCUGGCCACCAAAGUGCGGAAGACCAUGAGCAGCCGCGUGUAUGAAGCCGUAAAGGGGAUAGCUCUGUGCCAUAACGUGACGCCAUCCUACGAGUCCAAUGGGGUGACGGACCAAGCCGAGGCCGAACGGCAGUUCGAAGAUUCCUGCCGGGUCUAUCAGGCUUCUAGUCCCGAUGAGGUGGCGCUGGUGCAAUGGACUGAAAGUGUGGGUCUGACUUUGGUUGGUAGGGAUCAAUCGUCCAUGCAGCUGAGGACACCUAGUGGACAAAUCCUGAACUUCACGAUCUUGCAAAUAUUCCCGUUCACGUAUGAAAGCAAACGAAUGGGCAUCAUUGUGAGAGACGAUUCCACGGGAGAAAUCACUUUCUACAUGAAAGGGGCUGACGUGGUGAUGGCAGGAAUCGUGCAGUACAACGACUGGCUGGAGGAAGAGUGCGGAAACAUGGCCAGAGAGGGAUUAAGAGUCCUAGUGGUGGCCAAGAAGUCUCUGACCGAGGAGCAGUAUCAGGACUUCGAGGCUCGGUACGUCCAGGCGAAGCUCAGCGUUCACGAUCGCUCAUUGAAAGUAGCAACUGUGAUAGAGAGUUUAGAAAUGGAGAUGGAGUUGCUCUGUCUCACUGGAGUUGAGGACCAGUUGCAGGCCGAUGUCAGACCUACCCUGGAAACAUUAAGAAAUGCAGGCAUGAAGGUUUGGAUGUUAACCGGAGAUAAAUUAGAGACUGCGACAUGUACGGCGAAGAAUGCACAUCUGGUGACCAGAAACCAGGACAUCCAUAUAUUCCGACCUGUUACUAACAGAGGAGAAGCCCAUCUGGAGCUGAAUGCGUUUAGAAGGAAGCAUGACUGUGCCCUCGUUAUAUCUGGAGACUCCUUAGAGGUAUGUCUGAAAUAUUACGAGUACGAGUUCAUGGAGCUGGCGUGUCAGUGUCCGGCUGUCGUGUGCUGCCGCUGCGCGCCCACACAAAAGGCUCAGAUCGUUAGGCUGCUGCAAGAACGGACCGGGAAACUCACCUGUGCUGUAGGUGAUGGAGGCAAUGAUGUCAGCAUGAUCCAGGAAGCUGACUGUGGCGUAGGGGUUGAAGGAAAGGAAGGGAAGCAGGCGUCUCUGGCAGCGGAUUUCUCCGUCACUCAGUUUAAGCACCUGGGAAGAUUAUUAAUGGUACACGGAAGGAAUAGCUACAAAAGAUCAGCAGCCCUGAGUCAAUUCGUUAUUCACCGGAGUCUGUGUAUCAGCACCAUGCAGGCCGUCUUUUCGUCUGUAUUUUAUUUCGCCUCGGUUCCGCUCUACCAGGGAUUUCUCAUAAUUGGAUAUUCCACGAUCUACACCAUGUUCCCAGUGUUUUCUCUGGUCCUCGAUAAAGAUGUGAAGUCUGAAGUUGCCAUGCUUUACCCGGAACUCUACAAGGACCUGCUUAAAGGUCGGCCUUUAUCCUACAAAACGUUUCUGAUCUGGGUGUUGAUCAGUAUCUAUCAAGGAAGCAUCAUUAUGUACGGAGCUCUGCUGCUGUUCGAGUCGGAAUUUGUCCACAUCGUAGCAAUUUCCUUCACGUCUCUGAUUCUAACAGAGCUGCUCAUGGUGGCUCUUACCAUCCAAACAUGGCACUGGCUUAUGAUCGUGGCUGAGCUGCUGAGUCUGUCCUGUUAUGUGGCUUCUCUGGUCUUUUUACAUGAAUUUAUCGAUGUUUACUUCAUUAUGACUCUGUCAUUCCUGUGGAAGGUCACAGUGAUUACGCUGGUCAGCUGCCUCCCGCUCUACGUUCUCAAGUAUCUCCGAAGAAAGUUCUCACCUCCGAGCUAUUCCAAGCUGACAUCCUAGAACUUUGCGCAGAAAGAACUCUUAAAGAAUAGCAUCAAAACAUUGUGAAUAUUUAAAACAAAAAAAAACAAACCUGAGGGAUAUUUCUGGAUUGCAGCGGAACUGAUACUUAAGACUGCUUUACUGAACAAGGGAUUUUAAGAAAAGAAA